This is a messenger RNA of Lagopus muta (rock ptarmigan), 7538 nucleotides long. It is a transcript of the gene PKD1L2, whose product is annotated as polycystin 1 like 2. Gene Ontology annotation, cellular component: membrane. NCBI's taxonomy places the organism in Eukaryota, Metazoa, Chordata, Aves, Galliformes, Phasianidae. The coding region runs from base 50 to 7537 and encodes 2495 amino acids. The record is from RefSeq and is a predicted model, not a curated record. The transcript has 42 exons. Gene Ontology annotation, biological process: detection of mechanical stimulus. Gene Ontology annotation, molecular function: calcium channel activity; protein binding; calcium ion binding.
CGUUGAUGUGAUAAGCACAACCGGUGCCACAGCGGGCACUAAGCUGAGAAUGUGGCUUGGGAUCACAGUUCUAAUUUCUCUUGCUGUAUGUUUGGCUAUGGAGGAGGCAACUGAGGAAGAAAUCCCUUGCUCAAAACAUCAGCUAGCUUUCAACCACUCAUGCUAUGAGUUUGUUAGACUGCAACGUACAUUCACAAGUGCCCAGAGGUGGUGUGAGAGAGGAGGGGGGCACCUUGUCUUUAUUGAAAAUGAGGAGACUCAAGAAUUCUUGCAGAAACAUAUUGCUGAGGAUCAGGAAUGGUGGAUAGGACUGAUUUCAGACUCCUUGCUGAAUGAAACUACUGACGGGUCAAUUAUUUGGCUGGACACCUCAAAUGUAAGCUACAGUAACUGGUACAAGGAUCAGCCAUCUCCUUUCUCAUCUGUGUGUGGAUACAUCCUGAAGAAUGCCAAGUAUCAGUGGGGGGUGACUGAAAACUGCAGCCAGGAAUUUGACUUCAUUUGUGAGUUUGAAAAUGGCCAGAGCAUUGCUUGUGAUAAUUACAAUGCCACCGUACAGUGUGGAUCAGGAGAAGUGAUUCAGAUUGGAGAGUCAUCCUACGGAAGGAAGACCCCUCACUACUGUGUAUUGGAGACUCCUCCCCAGAAUGACACGGAGGAAGAAUGUAGCUGGAUCAGUGUCAAAGAAGAAGUGGCAGGACAGUGUCAUGGUCUCCAGGCCUGCCAGGUGGCAGCAGAUGGCACUUUCUUUGGAGAUCCGUGUCCAGCUUCUGGCAGCUACUUGUCCAUUCAGUACCACUGCAAGGAGGGUCUGCAGCUGAUUGUAACAGACACAUGUUUUAUCUUUGAAAACAUCACAAUCACUUUGAACUGGCUGCUCUCUCCAUACUCUGGCAACCUUUCCUGCAUCAUUAGCACUGGAGAUGGCCACACUGUGGAUCCUUACUACCCUCUAACACUGCUCAGCAAUGUCACACAUAGAUAUGCAUCUCCUGGGGAGUUUGUUGUUUUUGUGGAAUGCAGCACCAGCGAAUGGCAUGUGACAGCACAGAAGCGGGUGAUGGUUCAGGACAAGAUGGAUGAACUAAGCAUUACUGGGUGCUACAGCCACCACGAGUCUGGGAACGGCUCUCACUGCCGAACGCUGUAUGGAGAGUUGUUGUGGAUUCAAGUUGAACUCAAUGGAGGUAGCGGAGUGACCUACAUUGUAAUAGCAAAUAACAUGACUCUUAUUGAGUCCAGUGCAGAGGAAGGAAUUGCCCCUCACAACCUGACACUUGACACUGCUGCUCAAGAGCUGCUAGGCCCUGGGGUACAUCAGCUGGAAAUCCGAGUGUCCAGCAACACAACUGCACCAGGGAUCUCGGAGAGCAUCGCUGUUCACCUAAUUGAGCCAGUGUCUGGCCUUCAGGCUGUAUUAGCUUCUCACACGCUGCAGCUGGGGGAGAAUUUGGAGAUAAAUGUCUCUGUGUCUCAUGGUGCCCCAGCUAAGAUGAGGUUUGAAGUGGUUGGAUCAAAUGAAACUCAUGCUCACCAGGAAGACUGCCCUCAAGGGGAACCUCAAACAUACAUCAUUCCCAUGCACUCUGAAGGUACUUUCCUAGUGAAAGUGGUGGCCAUGAAUGCUUUCUCAAAUGUGAGUCUGGAUAUUGGGUUCAUCAAUGUGCUGGCCAACAGUUCUCCUAAAGAAGGUAAUUGCGUUAAUCUGACAGUGCUGGUUUUGACCACACGUCUUUUUGCAAUGAGAGCACUUCAUGGAGUGUUUGUGGGUCACCAAAGAAAAAACAAAAUACAUAUUAAACCGAGUCGCCACGUGGAUCCUUUCACAACUAUUACUCUUGGCUGGCCAGAUAACAAUGAUAAUUCCAGUUUCCUCUGGUCCUGUGGAGCUUGCUGGCCUGAAUGGGAUGAAUGUGUGCAGCACCAGAUAAUCCUUACCAGCCAACAAGAGGUGCAAAUCCCCCCUUCCUGCCUUCCUCCUCCGAAGUCAGCAGUGACUGUGAGGGUCACAGUGCGAAGCCAUGGGAAUGAAGAGAGGCAGGACGAGCAGUGCCUCUAUGUGACUGCAAAACAAGAUCUACACCUAGAAAUCAGGUGUGAGGCAAACUGCAAGCCAGUGAAUACUAGUGAGGAAGUUGUUUUGAGUGUGUCUGGACAGAAGGACUCCCAGGACAUGUACUAUAACUGGUACUUAGAUAAUACGUUCCAAAGCAAGUCUACACCCCUCCCUCCAGCCUGCAGCCUGACUGGUUUCCGUCAGAACUCUUUGAAUUUGCUUCAAAGCAACACAUCCACGUUGAUAAUGAACAGCUCCUUCUUGCAGACGCAUGGAGAAGCUUUUCAGAUUAAAGUAACAGCACUGACUCAGCGUGCUUACGGGGAACAAACCUACCUUGUCAGCACCGUGCCUCCGCCCCAGGUCCCCAGCUGUGCUGUGUCUCCCAAGCAGGGAUCUGUGCUCACCACUUUCACAGUCUCCUGUAGCACUCCAUGCUCUGUGGAUUCGUGCCAAUCAAGUCAUAGCACACAGCUCAACUACUGCUUCUAUCUGAACUCAAAUUCUCUCCUUCACUGUGGCCCAGACCCUGAACUCUUCCCAGUUUAUCUCCCACUUGGAGAAGAGGAAAAUAAUUUCAUUUUACACGUGACAAUUACUAUUAGCAACAGUUUUGGUGAUACAGUUCACACCAAUGCUUCGGUGAAGGUUAUACAAGCAGAUACAAUCGAUGGGAACCUGACCCUGCAGACCAUUGUAUCUGAGAAGGCAAACACCAUCCUAAAAGAUGGGAACAACAGCAUGAGUCUUUUCCAGCUGUUUAAGUCAGUGACUUCAGUCCUUAAUCGUGAGACCCAAGAGGAAAACUUUAACAUAUCUUUACAGACAGACACACGAAAAGAGCUCCGAGGGCUAAUGCUGGCAACUCUCUCUGCUGUUAACGUAACAUCAGUACAAACUGCUCUUAAGAUGUCAGAAGUACUGAAAGAAAUCACUUACAGGACUGAAGAGCUGUCUGUCUCAGCACAGGUGGAAGCCAGCAAUACACUGAAAGAUGUCAGUGCUUCCUUGCUCACUGUAAACACAGAGGACAGCAGAGAUGAUCAGAAACUAACGGAUGCAGCCAACUACCUAUUUAAUGCAGUGAGCAAUGUCCUUCAAGCCUCCACACAAAACAGAGCCACGAACACUACAGUGUCUGAGGCAGAGCAGAGUUUGGUGUCCCACCAACUCCUGAAUACAGUUGAAAAUCUGCAGAGCGCACUUCUGUUUGGGAAGGAACCAGAUGAUGAACCCAUGGUCCUUACCACUCAUUCUGCCACAAUGUAUAUAAACAGAUUACAAACAGAAAAUAUGGAUGGUACAUCCAUUAAUAUCUCCACUUCCAGCUCUGCCAGUUUUACUCUCCCAGCUGCUUCCUCUCUUGGCAUUUCAGAAGUUGAUGAUGAAACAGUGGAUAUAAGGAUGGUGAGCUUGGCCAUGAAUCCCUUUUUCUCCAGUGAUACCAGUUUUGACAUCAGUGGAACAGUGGGAGGUCUAAGUCUUACUGGUCUGGAUGGCUUGAUCAUACCAGUCAGCAAUCUUAAAGAAAACAUUGAGAUAAUAUUACCAAGGCAUUCUGCACCCCAGGAAGAUAGAAUUCAGUUGAACCUGAGCAAUUUUAGCAUUUUCCAAGUAAACAUCACCUCAGAAAACACAUCAAUAGUGAUUCAGCUGGAAUGUGAACAAGACAUUCCACUAAUACUCUACUUAGGAUAUGGUUAUCGGCCAAAUGAAACUAACUAUGACAUGAAAAGUCAUCUGUUCUAUAAGAAAACUGCUGGAGGUGAAACAAAUACCUGGGUUCUUAGCCCUGAAGAACUCAUUUUUGGAGAGGGAACUUACUAUUUGAUGGUUUCACAAGACAUGGGAAUGGAUUCCACUGUCUAUGACGGGCUAGCUAUAGCUGUCACUUGCUUUGCAUCCCGCUGUGUAUUUUGGGAUGAGCAGCAAGGGAACUGGAACAGCUAUGGAUGUCAGGUAGGACCAAAAACAAAUUCUAGAAGCACACAAUGUCUCUGCAACCAUCUGACCUUCUUUGGGAGCUCCUUCUUUGUCAUGCCUAAUGCUGUUGAUGUUAGCAGAACUGCACAGCUAUUUGGUACAUUUGUGGACAACCCCAUCGUGGUGACCACAGUAGGAUGUAUCUUUCUGAUAUAUGUGAUUGUAGUUAUUUGGGCCCGAAGGAAAGACAUCCAGGAUGAUGCUAAAGCAAAAAUCACAGUGCUGGAAGACAAUGAUCCCUUUGCUCAGUAUCGUUAUCUUGUGACAGUUUUCACAGGACAUCGCCGUGGGGCAGCCACAACCUCCAAGGUGACACUCACUCUCUAUGGACUAGAAGGAGAGAGUGAGCCACAUCAUCUAACUGAUCCUGAGACACCAGUGUUUGAACGUGGAGGAGUGGAUGUUUUCCUACUCUGUACCCUCUUUCCUCUAGGGGAAUUGCAGAGUAUUCGACUGUGGCAUGAUAAUUCAGGGGACAAUCCAUCCUGGUAUGUGAAUCGAGUAUUGGUACAUGACCUUGCGUGGGACCAGAAAUGGUACUUCCUCUGUAAUUCCUGGCUAGCAGUUGAUAUUGGAGAAUGUGUCCUAGAUAAAGUGUUCCCAGUAGCUACAGAGCAAGACAUGAAGCAGUUCAGCAACCUGUUUUUCAUGAAGACCUCCAAGGGUUUCCAGGAUGGGCACAUUUGGUACUCAGUUUUCAGCCGCUCCCCACGAAGCUCCUUCACACGAGCCCAGCGCGUGUCAUGCUGCUUCUCACUGCUGCUCUGCACCAUGCUGACCAGCAUCAUGUUUUGGGGAGUGCCAAAGGAUCCAGCUGAGCAGAAAAUGGAUUUGGGUAAGAUUGAGUUCACAUGGCAGGAAGUGAUGAUCGGCUUUGAAAGCUCCCUCCUCAUGUUCCCCAUCAACCUGCUCAUCGUGCAGAUUUUCAGGAACACGCGACCCCGGCCAGCCAUGCAGGGCACAGAGAAGAAGCCAGGAAAGAAUGUCCGAGUGUCCCCAAGCCUAUCUCCCGCCCCACAGGUCACCCCAGCCAUCUCGCUCUCUCCAGAGGCUGUAACAAAGGACAUAAGAAGAAUUGCUAACUCGCUCUUUAAAGCCUUGAAGGCUCCAUCACUGACCUCAGUAUCAGAUCUCGGAAAAUCAACUAAUAUCAACAUGCUUUUGGCGUUGGUUGAAGAUGUCAUUUGCCAGCAGAAUAGAGCUGGGCAAGAGUUUUAUGAUGAAAACAAAAAGAAGGAUGACCUUGUAACUGUCACACUAGGUCCUAUGGAUAUACAAGAAAAAAUAAGAAGCCCAAGUCCUGAAAAGAGACUCUGUGAGCGACUGAAGUGCAGCGAUUACAGCCGCUGCUUGUACAUGCAACUCCAGCAGGUAGAGAUGGAGCUCGAAUUACUGGGGCCCCAUAAAUUUCAGAUACCUCAGAGUUAUACUCAAGCAGUUCGGCAGGUUCAGCACAUGAAGAACCUCCUGCAGAACCAGAUUUGCACGUCAGCAUCCAUCACUGAGAGGUGGUCACUGACUCCGAGCUUCUCUGGUGAUGAAAAGAAAAGUUCUUCUUCAAAAGGGCUGCCCUGGUGGUUUGUGUUCAUUGCUUGGUUCCUUGUUGCAGCCACCAGUGGUGUAUCUGGGUUCUUUACCAUGCUCUAUGGGCUGCAUUAUGGUAAGGAGAACUCCAUCAAAUGGCUGAUCUCCAUGGCCAUCUCCUUCUUUGAAAGUCUUUUCAUCACUCAGCCCUUAAAGGUGCUGGGAUUUGCUGCUUUUUUUGCUCUGGUUCUGAAGAAGGUGGAACAUGAGGAUGAAGAAAACACUGCCAUUGAUGGACCUUUACCUGCACCAGGUGACUCAAAUCCUCUCUUUGGAGCCCGACGGGACAGCAGAAGCAAUAUUUACCAGCCACCUCCUGCAGCUGAUGUCGAGAAAAUGAAAAUCAACUGCAUGAAGGAGCAGAAGGCAUUUGCCAUAAUCAGAGAAAUCCUGGCCUAUCUGGGGUUUUUAUGGAUGCUGUUACUGGUUGCCUAUGGGCAAAGAGAUCCCAAUUCCUACUACUUAAACAAGCAUAUUGAGAGCAGUUUUUCAGAAGGAUUCCGUGAUGUCUACAGUUAUGAGGAUUUUUUCACGUGGGCAAAAACUACUUUAGUAAAAAAUCUUUAUGGAUCAUAUAAAGGGUUCAUUACAGAUGGGAACUCCAAGCUGGUGGGCAGUGCUCGAAUUCGCCAAGUGAGAGUGAAGGGAGACACCUGCCCUAUUUCAGCCACCCUCCAGCACGUGAUUCAGGAAUGCCAUGCUCCAUACUCCCUACAAACAGAAGACACAUCAGACUACGGAGAACACUGGAACACUUCGGUCUUUGAUAUCUCCUCAGACUUGAGCUCAGCCUGGCAUUAUCAGAGCCAGACCAAAUUGAGAGGGCAGCCCGUCUGGGGCAAACUGGCCUUCUAUGGGGGAGGGGGAUAUGUGAUUCACCUGGGAACUGAUCCUCAGAAUGCCUCCAGAAUUCUCCAGUACCUUUUCAACAACGUUUGGCUGGACACCUUCACAAGAGCAGUGUUUGUUGAAUUUACAGUCUACAAUGCCAAUGUGAACCUGUUCUGCAUUGUAAGCCUGAUGUUUGAAACUAACGCUUUAGGGGCCUUUUUCACAAGUGCAGUGCUGCAGAGUGUCCGGCUCUACCCAUACACCAACAGUCUUCACAUUUUUGUUGUUGCUGCAGAAGUAAUUUAUUUCCUCUUUAUCGGGUACUACAUGAUCGUUCAGGGAAAACUGAUGAAGACUCUGAAAUGGAGAUAUUUCCACAGCAAGUGGAAUCUCCUGGAGGUGGCCAUUAUACUGAUUAGCUGGAGUGCCCUGUCAGUGUUUGUGAAGAGGACAAUCCUUGGGAGCCGAGACAUCAGCUACUACCAGGAGCACAAAGAGGACUCUGUAAGCUUUAAUGAAACAGCAAGAGCCGAUGCAGUUCUUGGCUACCUGAUUGCUUUCCUCGUGCUUCUCUCCACAGUGAAACUGUGGCAUCUGCUGAGGCUCAACCCUAAGUUACACAUGAUCACCUCCACUCUAAGGAGAGCAUGGGGUGAUAUCUCUGGAUUCAUCACUGUUAUUGCAGUCAUGUUUCUCGCCUAUUCCAUUGCUACAAACUUGAUAUUUGGCUGGAAGCUCUGCUCUUACAAAACUCUCUCCGAUUCAGCAGAGACCAUGGUCAGUCUUCAGCUGGGAAUCUUCAACUACGAGGAGAUCUUGGACUACAAUCCUAUUUUAGGUUCCUUCUUAAUUGGAUCCUGCAUUGUUUUCAUGACGUUCGUGGUGCUGAAUCUCUUCAUUUCAGUGAUUCUGGUUGCUUUCAGUGAGGAGCAGAAGCACUACCAGGCUUCAGAAGAGGAGGAAAUCGUGGACUUAAUGCUCAUGAAACUUUUCGGUUUCUUUGGGAUUAAAUGUAAGCAGGAAGAGAAGACGGGCUGUAACGAUCAGCCAAAGCAACCCGCAGCAAUUAGUGGACAACCGUAAC